This is a messenger RNA of Triticum turgidum subsp. durum (durum wheat), 432 nucleotides long. The record is from the annotation of a GenBank genome assembly. Lineage: Eukaryota; Viridiplantae; Streptophyta; Magnoliopsida; Poales; Poaceae.
AUGGCCAAGGGCGGGCUGAGCAGCAAGCUCAAGUGCAUGAUCAGGCGGUGGCACUCAUCGAGCCGGAUCUCGCGCACGCCCUCGGCGGUGUCACACGGCGGCGAGGAGGAGGACCCGUGGGGCCGCGGCGUCGGCGGCGGCGGCGGGGGCGGGGCGGCCUCGUUCCACGGCGCGGACGGCGUGCCCCCGGGCCUCCACCCGGUCUACGUCGGCAAGUCGCGCCGCCGCUACCUCAUCGCCGCCGACCUCGUCUGCCACCCGCUGUUCCAGAACCUCGUGGACCGCUCGGGUGGCGGCGUGGGCGGCGACGGCGCCGGCGGCACCAUCAUCGGCUGCGAGGUGGUGCUGUUCGAGCACCUCCUCUGGAUGCUGGAGAACGCGGACCCGCAGCCCGAGUCGCUGGACGAGCUCGUCGAGUACUACGCGUGUUGA